AUGAUUCGCGUAAGUGGACGCCAUGUGACCCGACACGCUGAUGUUCUCGCAGCACCCGGCAUCAAGGCCGAGCUCAACCCCGGCAACAAUCGGCACUUCAACAUCCGGAUGCUGGGACCCGAAAGCACGCCCUAUGAGGGAGGGGUGUACAAACUGGAGCUCUUUCUCCCCGAGCAGUACCCAAUGGAGCCCCCGAAAGUGCGAUUCCUCACCAGCAUAUACCAUCCGAACAUUGACAAGCUCGGCAGGAUAUGCCUGGACAUCCUGAAGGACAAGUGGAGCCCCGCCUUGCAGAUACGGACGGUGCUGCUUAGUGUACAGUCGCUGCUCAGCGCACCUGAGCCAGACGACCCACUCGACACGGCGAUUGCCGACCACUUCAAAUCGGACAAGGCGGACGCGGAGCGCGUUGCACGCGAGUGGAACGAGAAGUACGCCAAGUGCAACACUAUGUAG
Babesia ovata is the source of this 456-nucleotide messenger RNA. RefSeq names its product ubiquitin-conjugating enzyme. The coding region runs from base 1 to 456 and encodes 151 amino acids. Gene Ontology annotation, molecular function: ubiquitin conjugating enzyme activity. Gene Ontology annotation, biological process: DNA damage tolerance; protein K63-linked ubiquitination. The record is from RefSeq and is a predicted model, not a curated record. Gene Ontology annotation, cellular component: nucleus. Lineage: Eukaryota; Apicomplexa; Aconoidasida; Piroplasmida; Babesiidae. The transcript has a single exon.